AGCAACAAUGGCACAGCCCCUCUGACCGGAGACCACCACGCUUCUUAAACGCCUUUAUGUGGGGGGGAAGGGGGGGAAUGUUCUCUCCCUCUCUCGACAAGGUCGGUCUCCACGGAAGAGUGCGACACCUCCCAUCGGCCGCGGCGGCCGCAAAGGAUCCCGCUCGUUUACCAUGAGCUGUUUGGAUGUUAUGUACCCAGCCUAUGGACAUUACGCACCGUACGCGCCAACUGCACACGCUUUUAUCAGUAGCCUACAGGCACCCCGUCUGAGCAGUGCUUCUCCUCACCAUCGUGACUUUAUGGACGCUCCCAGGGGUCCGGAGGGGGUAUCUGGGGGCCCCAGCGCAGGAGGCCCCGUUCCUGGAGGUUCCUCCUCGUCGUCCUCCUCGUCCUCAUCUUCCUACCCCCCUGCGGCUUCGCGGCAGGACGAGGGCCCCAAGGAGAAGCGGGAAGCCCCCGAGGCCGAAUACCUGACAUCGCGCUGCGUCCUCUUCACUUACUACCACGGAGACAUCAGUAGUGUGGUGGACGAGCACUUUUCCAGAGCCCUCAGCUCCUACAUGGAUGGGGAGGGCAAACGGCGGGUGGCUGACCAACAGGGCGCAGAUACUCCAUCACCUGGCAGCCGGCGAAGCUUCCCCCCCUCCUUCUGGGACAGUAACUACUCCUCGCCUCAGAGCCACUCCCACUGUGAGACGGGUGCACCAGCCUAUUCCAUGGACCCAUAUGGCUCGGGGCUUCACCCUGGCUUGCCCCACCCGCACCCCCAUGCUCACCCACAUGCCCACCCUCACUCCCACCCACACCCAUCAGAGAGCUGGGGUUACCCCCAGACCCAGGCCUAUGGACCACCGAGGCCCCUCCAUGAACUCUACUCUCCCUCAGCCUUGGAGCCCCACUACGGACCCCUGCUCAUGCCAGCAGUGCGGCCCCCACACCUGCCGACCCUGCCGGGCCACUACGAGGUGAGCAAGCUAGAGCCCAGUCCCUCCUGGCCCAGCCUGCUGCCCCCGGGAGAUGUCAGCCAAUCCCUGGCCCUCAAUAUGGAUGCAGGUCUCCAGCACCACAAGAAAGGCAAGGAGCUCUACUGGUUUUAACAAGCCCUUCAGUCACAGUGACCAGCCAUUACCAGAUCCAAUUAGUGUCUGGACCUGCUCCUCUAUUGAAGCAGCUUGUCCCUUCAUCCCUCUCACACCGCCUCUCUGCAGCCCCAUCUCUCCAACCCCCUCUCUCAACCGCUGGCCUGCCCUGCCAGUACACAGCCUUGCUCCAGGUCGACAUGUGUGCACCAGGGAGAUAAAGGAGAGACAGACAGACAGAGAGGGAGAAAGGGAGAGAGAGAGACAGACAGAGAGACAGAGACAGAGACAAAGUCAAUGUCAUUGGACUCGCCUCCUAAUUUGCCCUACUUGCCCCAUCGCUCUCUCUCUCUCUCUCUCUCUCUCUCUCUCUCUCUCUCUCUCUCUCUCUCUCUCUCUCUCUCUCUCUCUCUCUCUCUCU
Messenger RNA from Lampris incognitus (smalleye Pacific opah), 1502 nucleotides. RefSeq names its product vestigial-like family member 2b (gene vgll2b). Gene Ontology annotation, cellular component: nucleus. The coding region runs from base 173 to 1099 and encodes 308 amino acids. Lineage: Eukaryota; Metazoa; Chordata; Actinopteri; Lampriformes; Lampridae. The transcript is spliced from 4 exons. Gene Ontology annotation, biological process: regulation of transcription by RNA polymerase II. The record is from RefSeq and is a predicted model, not a curated record.